UUUGCUACCUGCUGGUGCUGCGUUGGAUAAUACGCAUCCCAAAGAUGAGUUUCCAAGAUUGUUGUGAGCACAGACAGCCCUUCUUUCUGUCUCCCAACACCCAGCUGGGGAAUUCUUCCUUACGAAGACUUGAAGAUGGCUUAAGAAAUCUGGCUAACACCCCUCUAGUGGCUCCAUAUCUGUAUUCACUUAGAAAUGGUGGGAAUCCUCAGGGCAACCCCAUUAACUUCAACCAGGGCAAUCUUGCUAUGUCCCAGAAUCGCAGGUGUGUGGAUCCCUGCAGCAAUGAUGUGACCAGGGGCAACACCAUUUACUUGAACCUGGGCACUAUUGAUGUGUCCCAGUGUCCUGGGAGGAGCGUGAAUGCCUGCAGUGGAGCUGGGAGCAAAGGCAACACCAUUUACUUGAACCUGGGCACUAUUGAUGUGUCCCAGAAUGCCGGGAGGGGCGUGAAUGCCUGCAGUGGAGCUGGGAGCACUGGCAACACCAUUUUCUUGAACCUGGGCACUAUUGAUGUGUCCCAGAAUGCCGGGAGGUGCGUGAAUCAAUGCAGUGGAGCUGGGAGCAAUGGCAACACCAUUUUCUUGAACCUUGGCACUAUUGAUGUGUCCCAGAAUGCCGGGAGGGGCGUGAAUCAAUGCUGUGGAGGUGGGAGCAAUGGCAACACCAAUUUCUUGAACCUGGGCACUACUGAUGUGUCCCAGAAUGCCGGGAGGUUUAUGAAUCCAUGCAGUGGAGCUGAGAGCGAUGGCAACACCAUUUUCUUGAACCUGGGUCUCAUUGAUGUCUGAUGAAGGAACUGUGCUGCUCCAUGAGGGCCUGCAUGUGGGGGCUCCCAUGGUGACAGCCUCAAGGUGACCCUACUCUGCAGUGCCAUUGUCUGGUGGAGUCUCCAAAGCCUAAGGAAUGAAAACGGUUUGCUGAUCCCUACGCUUACCAACAUCUUUCUCCAAACAUCGCUUUCCUAAUGUAUUUCCUGCCCUAGGAAAAGGAAAUUCUUCAAUGGUUCUUCUCAUGCUUGGCAUAAUUUCUACUGUAUUUAAUCAAAGAACAAUGCCUUUCCUUGUAACUUGUACCUAAAUGACUUUGUGCCCCCAGGGUGUAGCCUGGGAGAUGUAUUCUGUAAUUCCUCUUUGUACUGAUGUGGCUGGAGGAAUUUGCCCAUCUGUUCUUCUUUACCAUCUUGUUCCUCUUCUUGUGACAAGCAAUAAUAAAAAAGUGAGUAUGGCA
Melopsittacus undulatus (budgerigar) is the source of this 1230-nucleotide messenger RNA. Its product is annotated as N66 matrix protein-like. NCBI's taxonomy places the organism in Eukaryota, Metazoa, Chordata, Aves, Psittaciformes, Psittaculidae. The record is from RefSeq and is a predicted model, not a curated record. The transcript has 2 exons. The coding region runs from base 45 to 791 and encodes 248 amino acids.